CAACGGCAAAGAAUCCGUCCGUCCGGCCGUCCGCGUCAGUGUCAGUUCCAAACGCCAAAAUUGAUCUCCACUUCCAAAUCAAAUGGCAACAAGAAAGAGGUAGAUACAACAUACUACUUACUUACUACUGCCUGUCUGUCUGUCUGUCUGUCUGUCUGUAUCGUAUCAUUUGUUUGGAGGAAACGGCGAUUCUUCUUCUUCUCUUCUUCUUCUUCUUCUUCUUCUUCUUCUUCGUGCAAUAGCUGCUGCAACUAACCAUUCGACUGCAUCUCAUCUGCUCUGAUCAAGGUGGGAUUAAGUUCAUUUGAUGGAUAUUUUGGGAUCUCUCGAAGAAACAAAUUACGCCGAUAUCAAGUCCUUCUUUGACUCUGCUCCCAUUUUGAAGAAUGCUGCAGAAAUCAAUAGACAAUUACAAGAAUUUCUUGCAAGAAAUUUCUCAUCUUCUUCUAAUAAUCAAGGAUUAAGAAAAGUUGCGUGCGUAACAUCGGGAGGUACAACUGUUCCUUUGGAACAGCAAUGUGUUCGUUAUAUCGACAAUUUUGCUUCCGGCCAUAGAGGAGCUGCAGCCACCGAAUAUUUUCUAAAAGCUGGAUUUUCUGUCGUGUUUCUUCACCGUAGAGGAACCUGCCAGCCGUACUGUCAGUCGCUUCCUUACGAUCAAUUACUCGAAUGUUUUGAAGUCGAUGGCGAUUCAAAUGUUCGAGUAAAUCCAACGUACGCGAAAACCAUCGAUAAAGCCGUGAGCGCCAAUUGUACCGCGAUUAAUCAAGGCACCUUGUUGAAAAUCCCCUUUACAACAAUUUUCGAGUAUCUUCAGAUUUUGCAGCUGAUUGCGCUAUCGUUGAGAAGAUUCGGGCCGAGAGCUUUGUUCUUCCUAGCUGCAGCUGUUUCCGACUUCUAUGUUCCACCAGGGAGCAUGGCAGUUCAUAAAAUCCAGUCACGCUCCGGUCCUCUAGACCUUCGACUUGUUGAGGUCCCAAAAAUGCUUUCGAUACUAAGGAAAGAGUGGGCGCCGUUGGCCUUUUGCAUUUCAUUUAAGCUAGAGACGGAUACGAAGAUUCUACUAGAGAAGGCCGGCAUGGCGCUUGAGAAGUAUGAUAUGCAUAUGGUAGUAGCAAACGAGCUUUCGAGUUACAAAGAGCGAGUAAUAAUUGUAACAAAGAAUGGAAACAUUAAUGUGAGCCGAGACAUGGCUCGACCGGAUGCAGAUGUUGAGGACCCGUUGAUCGAGCUUGUCGUGGAAAAGUAUUUGGCCUACGCGAGUUCUACUUCAUAA
Messenger RNA from Andrographis paniculata, 1276 nucleotides. Its product is annotated as phosphopantothenate--cysteine ligase 2-like. Gene Ontology annotation, cellular component: nucleus; cytoplasm. Lineage: Eukaryota; Viridiplantae; Streptophyta; Magnoliopsida; Lamiales; Acanthaceae. The transcript is spliced from 10 exons. The record is from RefSeq and is a predicted model, not a curated record. Gene Ontology annotation, molecular function: phosphopantothenate--cysteine ligase activity. The coding region runs from base 308 to 1276 and encodes 322 amino acids. Gene Ontology annotation, biological process: coenzyme A biosynthetic process.